Molecule: messenger RNA, 1392 nt
Organism: Corylus avellana
Lineage: Eukaryota; Viridiplantae; Streptophyta; Magnoliopsida; Fagales; Betulaceae
Product: S-adenosyl-L-methionine-dependent methyltransferases superfamily protein
Biological process (GO): 7-methylguanosine mRNA capping
Cellular component (GO): nucleus
Molecular function (GO): mRNA 5'-cap (guanine-N7-)-methyltransferase activity
Source: RefSeq, a predicted model, not a curated record
UUCGAAUUGCAAAACCUCUCUAUUCUUGCUCUGUUCCAAGUCCACGCCACUGUUCUCAUUUACGAUGAGUCAACUCGCGGUCCCCAGGAGCGAGUCGACUCACCAGAGGCUCUACGAAUUCGCCAGAACCGGCCUCGUCAAGAUCUUCGCCCCCCCCUACGCCACGGUGUGCGAGUUGUAUUGUGGAGGAGGAUUGGACGCUGACAAGUGGGACGAUGCCCAAAUCGGCCACUACAUGGGAAUCGAUGUUUCGUCAUCUGGAAUAACCCAAAUAAGAGAAGCUUGGCAGAGCCUGAGGAAGGCUUACACUGCUGAGUUCUUUGAGCUUGACCCUUGCUUGGAAAAUAUAGAGAUGCAUUUGCAGGAGAAGACCAAUCAGGCUGAUGUAGUGUGCUGCUUGCAGCAUUUGCAGUUGUGCUUCGAAACUGAAGAGAGAGCAAGGAAACUUCUACAAAAUGUGUCGUUGUUGCUGAAACCGGGGGGUUAUUUUUUUGGUAUUACUCCUGACUCAUCUACAAUAUGGGCAAAGUACCAGAAGAAUGUUGAAGCAUACCACAACAAAAGUAGCAGCAUGAAGCCAAACAUUGUUCCCAAUUGCAUUCGAUCAGAGAGCUACAUGAUCACCUUUGAAGUUGAGGAAGAAAAGUUCCCGUUAUUUGGAAAGAAAUACCAGCUGAAAUUUGCCAGUGAUAUUUCUGCUGAAACCCAUUGCCUGGUUCAUUUUCCAAGUUUCAUCAGGUUGGCAAGAGAAGCUGGUCUUGAGUAUGUCGAAAUGCAAAACUUAACUGAAUUUUAUGAUGACAACAGAGCCCAAUUCGCAGGCAUGCUAUUGAAUUCCGGUCCAAACCUUGUUGAUCUAAGAGGGAGACUGCUUCCUCGAUCGUAUGAUGUGUUAGGUCUUUAUACCACUUUUAUAUUUCAAAAGCCAGAUCCAGAUGUUGCCCCCCCAAUAAUGACCCCUUUAUUGCAGGAGAGUAGUUACAAUCAUGAUGAGAGAGAGUGGCAGGGGAGUGGCUGGAGAGAUGAUGAGAAGAGUGGACACAUAGAGCCACCUGUUUCCCUAGGCAAGAUUAACGACCAGAAAGGAAUUUUGGGUCCCGGCCCGGCGGAUUUACGUUUUUCAGAGGCACUUUGAGCAGAAUGGGUUGAAGACAAGCAAGAGGGAUGUGGAUAGCAAAGGGAAGCAGCAGGAUGUGGUAUUGGGGAGGUCCAUCUCAUUAGUGGGUCAAUUCUAGUUUUGAUUAGAUUCAUUUUUAUGUGUAGGUUGUAUAUUCAAAUUAAAGCUGAAUGAAUGUGAAAUGGGUGGCCUAAUUUCCAUUUUGUUUUCCAUUGAGGAGCUGCAAGUAUUUUAGGCUUGUGGCCAUUUAGUGAAUUCUGGUCUAUUCUCUAUCA